AAGCAAAACAAAAUGCAAUAAAUUGAAUAUAACUCGCGCAAAUGUCAAGACUGUGAAUGGCACACAAACAGUUUUACGGCUUAUUUUGCGUUUGUGUUUCACGCUUGUUGUUUAAUAAAAAAGAAUUUCCAUUCUGAACUAAAGUAUAAUAACGACUAAAGUGUAUUAAAAUCCUAACAUACAAGAUGUUAGAAAAUACUUAUCCUAAUUUAGAGAAGUUGUGUAGAUUAUGCUUGAAGGUGAACGGAGCCAUUUACAGCAUACAUCCAACCAAUGAUGCCACAACAAAUAUGUCAAUUCCAAUGCGUAUUAUGGCUUGCACUUCUUUGGAAGUCCAAAGAAAUGAUGAUUUACCAAAAUACAUCUGUGCUGAAUGCCGUUAUCAAUUGGAGAAAUCCUAUUUACUACGAAAACGUUCGCAAGCAACGGACUCCAAGCUGCGAAAACAUCUGCGCUUAAUUAAUUCGGGUAGGAUCAGCCAGUGCUUCAUAAAAACCGACGAUGAUGACGAGGACGAAAUUGAAUUUGAAGAUUCAUUAAAUUUUAUAAAACAAAUUGAUCAUUUAAAAUUAAAAGCUGAAGACGAGAGAAGGGCAAAUUUAGUGGAAAAAGAUGUUGUGAAGAAAUUAUCGCAAUAUAAAAAAGAAAUAUAUGAAACAUGCAAAUCGGAAUUGCGAGACGAGGUAAAGGGUGAAGUUAAGCGGGAAAUAAUUGAUGAAGUUCUUGAUCAACUUAGAUAUGACUUGCGCAAGGAGGUAGAGAAGGAAUUACGUAAAACUCUAUUACCGGAGUGUAAAGCGUUGGUUAAAAACGAAAUUCAACAAGAAUGUAGAGAACAAGAACGUAAGGAACUGCUGGGUGAAUUAGAAGUAUUUAUUAGUAAUAAACGCUUGGGCAAAGACAAUGAACCAAAUACAAACACUGAUUUUGUACCUUAUAAAAGACUUAAUCCAAAGAGAAAUGCUAAAGAGGCAAAUGAUAUUUCGGAAAAAACUAUGGUGAAGGCACGACUUCCCAAGCGUUCAUUUAUUGAACAAAAUGCAGCAAAGUCAAACAAUAAAAUGAAAAUAUUGGAAAAGUUUAAAGUGGAGGAAUCACAUUCAAGCGAUGAUAAAGCAACGCCUUUUUUGAUUAUAACAGAGAAUGAUGACAAAAUGUCAGAUGACGAUGAUUCCGAGUCGAAUUUUUUUAUAUAUGAACCUCAUGAUAGCAACGACGAAGAAAUGUUGGGAGAUAAUGAAAAAAUGUUGGAAAAUAAUUUAGAAACUGAGAAUUUCGAGGAAGUAAAUACUGACAAUAUCAUUGAAGAAAAUUCUUAUGACGAAACUGAAAAUGAAAAUAUUCCGUUGUUAUGCUCUGAGGAUGAUGAUAUCAAUGAAGACGAUGAUAAGGUGGGAGUUUACAAAAUUUUUAAAAUGGAUGAUAUUAUUGAAUUCCAAAACGUAGAUAAUAUUCCAGAUAUCAAGAAUAAAUCAAAUAAAACUUACAAAAAGGCUACAUUAGUCAAUUCUGUUCAAAAAGUUGAAAUUAAAGAAACGAAAACCACAACUUCGGCAAUUAUUCUAAAGACUUUUGAGCAUAACGGUUCUCCAGAUAUACCAAAAACAUUUAAAUGUAAAUCCUGCCCAAUGGCAUUUUCUACUGAAUACGGAUUAAAUAUUCAUAUGAAAACGCAUAGUAAAAUUCUAGAAAAGGGCGUUUCAUACAAAUGCAGUGUUUGUCAUGUUAUUUUCUCAUGCAAAAGUGUUUUGACCCGACAUUUUCGCAUUCAUACCGGUGAUCGUCCACAUAAGUGUGAGAUAUGUGGAAAAUCUUUUGUACAACGUGAAGUUUUGACACGUCAUAUGUAUGUGCAUUCCGGUGAGCGAAAGCAUCAAUGCACACAAUGCGAUCGAUCGUUCAUACAAAAAAUUUGUUUAACUCAACAUAUUAAAAAAGUUCAUUCAGCAGUGCCUCAUAUCCAAUACUACAAUUGUCAUUUGUGUCCAAAACGUUUUAACUAUGCCUCCGGACUAAGUCGGCAUUUGGGCACUCAUUCCGGACUCAUUUUUCAAUGUACACAAUGUGAUCGUAAAUUCUCGGAUCAUUCUUCUGUUAAACGACACGUUCAAACUGUACAUGGAGAGCCGAAACCCUUGAAAGAAGAGACAGAAUCAAUAGAAGUGCAAAUUAAUUGCAAUGAUGAUAUCUUGGACUUAUCUAAUUUAUGUAUGCUACUGCCUUCACCGCCGCCACUAUCAAUGGAUAGUAUUUCUGCAGUUUCACUAGCAAGCAACUCAUGUGGUUUAGGCAUUGCACAAACAAAACGUUUCUCUACAUAUUUCGCCUUAAUCCAAGCCUCUCUUACGCUGAUUUCACAGUUCUCUGUCGGCACUUUCAGUUCACAGUGUUCACCAAUACGUGCUUCAUAUAUACGAUUAAUAACAUCAUUACCCAACUCCAUCAUGACUUUCACAUUUUCCGUCUCCCAAGCAUCCAACCGACUAAAGUGUAUUAAAAUCCUAACAUACAAGAUGUUAGAAAAUACUUAUCCUAAUUUAGAGAAGUUGUGUAGAUUAUGCUUGAAGGUGAACGGAGCCAUUUACAGCAUACAUCCAACCAAUGAUGCCACAACAAAUAUGUCAAUUCCAAUGCGUAUUAUGGCUUGCACUUCUUUGGAAGUCCAAAGAAAUGAUGAUUUACCAAAAUACAUCUGUGCUGAAUGCCGUUAUCAAUUGGAGAAAUCCUAUUUACUACGAAAACGUUCGCAAGCAACGGACUCCAAGCUGCGAAAACAUCUGCGCUUAAUUAAUUCGGGUAGGAUCAGCCAGUGCUUCAUAAAAACCGACGAUGAUGACGAGGACGAAAUUGAAUUUGAAGAUUCAUUAAAUUUUAUAAAACAAAUUGAUCAUUUAAAAUUAAAAGCUGAAGACGAGAGAAGGGCAAAUUUAGUGGAAAAAGAUGUUGUGAAGAAAUUAUCGCAAUAUAAAAAAGAAAUAUAUGAAACAUGCAAAUCGGAAUUGCGAGACGAGGUAAAGGGUGAAGUUAAGCGGGAAAUAAUUGAUGAAGUUCUUGAUCAACUUAGAUAUGACUUGCGCAAGGAGGUAGAGAAGGAAUUACGUAAAACUCUAUUACCGGAGUGUAAAGCGUUGGUUAAAAACGAAAUUCAACAAGAAUGUAGAGAACAAGAACGUAAGGAACUGCUGGGUGAAUUAGAAGUAUUUAUUAGUAAUAAACGCUUGGGCAAAGACAAUGAACCAAAUACAAACACUGAUUUUGUACCUUAUAAAAGACUUAAUCCAAAGAGAAAUGCUAAAGAGGCAAAUGAUAUUUCGGAAAAAACUAUGGUGAAGGCACGACUUCCCAAGCGUUCAUUUAUUGAACAAAAUGCAGCAAAGUCAAACAAUAAAAUGAAAAUAUUGGAAAAGUUUAAAGUGGAGGAAUCACAUUCAAGCGAUGAUAAAGCAACGCCUUUUUUGAUUAUAACAGAGAAUGAUGACAAAAUGUCAGAUGACGAUGAUUCCGAGUCGAAUUUUUUUAUAUAUGAACCUCAUGAUAGCAACGACGAAGAAAUGUUGGGAGAUAAUGAAAAAAUGUUGGAAAAUAAUUUAGAAACUGAGAAUUUCGAGGAAGUAAAUACUGACAAUAUCAUUGAAGAAAAUUCUUAUGACGAAACUGAAAAUGAAAAUAUUCCGUUGUUAUGCUCUGAGGAUGAUGAUAUCAAUGAAGACGAUGAUAAGGUGGGAGUUUACAAAAUUUUUAAAAUGGAUGAUAUUAUUGAAUUCCAAAACGUAGAUAAUAUUCCAGAUAUCAAGAAUAAAUCAAAUAAAACUUACAAAAAGGCUACAUUAGUCAAUUCUGUUCAAAAAGUUGAAAUUAAAGAAACGAAAACCACAACUUCGGCAAUUAUUCUAAAGACUUUUGAGCAUAACGGUUCUCCAGAUAUACCAAAAACAUUUAAAUGUAAAUCCUGCCCAAUGGCAUUUUCUACUGAAUACGGAUUAAAUAUUCAUAUGAAAACGCAUAGUAAAAUUCUAGAAAAGGGCGUUUCAUACAAAUGCAGUGUUUGUCAUGUUAUUUUCUCAUGCAAAAGUGUUUUGACCCGACAUUUUCGCAUUCAUACCGGUGAUCGUCCACAUAAGUGUGAGAUAUGUGGAAAAUCUUUUGUACAACGUGAAGUUUUGACACGUCAUAUGUAUGUGCAUUCCGGUGAGCGAAAGCAUCAAUGCACACAAUGCGAUCGAUCGUUCAUACAAAAAAUUUGUUUAACUCAACAUAUUAAAAAAGUUCAUUCAGCAGUGCCUCAUAUCCAAUACUACAAUUGUCAUUUGUGUCCAAAACGUUUUAACUAUGCCUCCGGACUAAGUCGGCAUUUGGGCACUCAUUCCGGACUCAUUUUUCAAUGUACACAAUGUGAUCGUAAAUUCUCGGAUCAUUCUUCUGUUAAACGACACGUUGAAACUGUACAUGGAGAGCCGAAACCCUUGAAAGAAGAAACAGAAUCAAUAGAAGUGCAAAUUAAUUGCAAUGAUGAUAUCUUGGACUGAAAUUAAUAAUCAUUAAUAAUUAUAAAUAACUUAUAAAUAUGUAUAUUACGAAAUUAACACGUUUCUCUGAAAUCUGAAUUAUAAUUAUGUAAAUAAAAAU
Teleopsis dalmanni is the source of this 4626-nucleotide messenger RNA. RefSeq lists its product as uncharacterized. The record is from RefSeq and is a predicted model, not a curated record. The transcript has 7 exons. The coding region runs from base 186 to 4526 and encodes 1446 amino acids. Gene Ontology annotation, molecular function: zinc ion binding. Gene Ontology annotation, cellular component: nucleus. Lineage: Eukaryota; Metazoa; Arthropoda; Insecta; Diptera; Diopsidae.